Molecule: messenger RNA, 3315 nt
Organism: Nycticebus coucang (slow loris)
Lineage: Eukaryota; Metazoa; Chordata; Mammalia; Primates; Lorisidae
Gene: ZSCAN2
Product: zinc finger and SCAN domain containing 2
Exons: 3
Coding region: 191-2038 (615 amino acids)
Source: RefSeq, a predicted model, not a curated record
CUCGGUGCCCCACGGAUAGAGCAAAGGUGGACCCCGAGGGGCCGGGCGGAGUGCUGGGGCCGCCAGGGCAGGACGUGGUCUCUGGAGAGGACUACUUGUUGAGAUUUGAUGAGGGAGGUGUCUUCUCAGAGAGCCUGGCUGGAGAAGACUGAGGUUCAAGGCCUGAGUGAUUACUCCAGGAACGUGGAUAAUGGCUGCAGAGAUGCCCAGAGUGACCACUCCCCUUAAUCCCUUGGUCCAGGUGCCUCAAGAAGAAGAGGGACAGGAGGAGGAGGUCACCACUAUGAUCCUGGAGGAUGACUCCUGGGUGCAGGAAGCUGUACUGCAGGAAGAUGGCCCUGAGUCCAACCCCUUUCCCCAGACUGCUGGCAAGGGCAGCCCCCAGGAGGAAGCAGUGGCUGGGGCACCACAGGGUGCACUUGGCCGCCUCCGAGAGCUGUGUCGGCGCUGGCUAAGGCCAGAGGUGCACACCAAGGAGCAGAUGUUGACCAUCCUGCCAAGGGAAAUUCAGGCCUGGCUACAAGAGCACAGGCCUGAAAGCAGCGAGGAGGCAGUGGCCCUGGUGGAAGACUUGACCCAGACCCUUCAGGAAAGUGAUUUUGAGAUACAGAGUGAAAAUGGGGAGAACUCUAACCAAGACAUGUUUGAGGAUGUCAAAUCACAUGAGUUGUUCUCAAAAAUGCCUGACAUGGAAGGCAUUCAGCAAUCCAAUGGGGAGAGUGACUUUGAGAGAGACUGUGGCACUGGGGGGCCCCAGGGAAAUGCUCCAGGUGAGGAUCCAGGGGAGGUGCCAUCCCAGGGCAGGGAUGUUGGCCAGCUCAUAGGCCUUCAGGGUACCUACCUGGGCGAGAAGCCAUAUGAAUGUCCCCAGUGUGGGAAAACCUUCAGCCGGAGAUCCCACCUAAUCACCCAUGAACGGACCCACACAGGAGAGAAAUACUACAAAUGUGACGAAUGUGGAAAAAGCUUUAGUGAUGGUUCAAACUUUAGUAGACACCAAACUACUCACACUGGGGAGAAACCCUAUAAAUGCAGAGAUUGUGGGAAGAGCUUUAGCCGGAGUGCAAACCUCAUAACCCACCAGAGGAUCCACACGGGAGAGAAGCCCUUUCAGUGUGCCGAGUGUGGCAAGAGUUUUAGCAGGAGCCCCAAUCUCAUUGCUCAUCAGCGAACCCACACAGGAGAGAAACCAUACUCAUGCCCAGAAUGUGGAAAAAGCUUCGGCAACCGGUCCAGCCUUAACACACAUCAGGGAAUCCACACUGGAGAAAAACCCUACGAAUGUAAGGAAUGUGGCGAAAGCUUUAGUUACAACUCCAACCUAAUCAGACACCAGAGAGUCCACACAGGAGAGAAACCAUACAAAUGUACUGACUGUGGACAGAGGUUCAGCCAAAGUUCAGCUCUCAUUACCCACCGGAGAACUCACACAGGAGAAAAACCCUAUCAGUGCAGUGAGUGCGGGAAAAGCUUUAGCCGCAGCUCCAAUCUGUCCACCCACCGGAGAACCCACAUGGUGGAGAAACCCUAUAAGUGUGGAGUAUGUGGGAAGAGCUUCAGCCAAAGUUCUAGUCUGAUCGCACACCAGGGCAUGCACACAGGGGAGAAACCCUAUGAGUGCCUGACAUGUGGGGAAAGCUUUAGCUGGAGCUCCAACCUCCUCAAGCACCAGAGGAUCCAUACUGGUGAGAAGCCCUACAAAUGCAGUGAGUGUGAAAAGUGCUUCAGUCAGCGCUCCCAGCUGGUGGUGCACCAGCGGACCCACACGGGUGAGAAGCCCUACAAAUGCCUCAUGUGUGGCAAGAGCUUCAGCCGGGGCUCUAUCCUGGUCAUGCACCAGAGAGCCCAUUUGGGAGACAAGCCCUACAGGUGUCCUGAAUGUGGGAAAGGCUUCAGCUGGAAUUCAGUUCUCAUUAUACAUCAGCGAAUCCACACAGGGGAGAAGCCCUACAAGUGCCCUGAAUGUGGGAAAGGAUUUAGCAACAGCUCCAAUUUUAUUACACAUCAGAGAACUCAUAUGAAAGAGAAACUUUAUUGAAGUGGCAAAGAGGAAAAGUGAAGGGACUGGCCAGAGAUGGACUUGCCACACUGCCCCAAAUAGUGAUGUCCCUUUAAAAGAGCCAUUCCUCCUAAAUGCUUUUGGAGUUUUUGCCAGAAUCUUAACCCUUGCUUAUCCUUAUUUCUAAUACCAUCAGUGGUUGGAAUCAACCCCCAUACAUGGUUAAGAACAGCAAAGUUGGGUCUUUUUCUGUAACAUUUCACAACUUGAUUGGCCCCUCUCUUGAUUCCUCUGUGCCUCAGUUUCCUCUUUGGCAAAAUGAGGGGGAAACAUUUCUCCUGUGGAGCAAAAGAUAGCAUGGCCCUCAGCAUGGCUGAGUCCUCAGAGAAAUACUGGAAAUUCAUUUACGUGGUUCUGGUGGUUUUGCUGGCAUUUUGUUGGGCUAAGGUACCUUCACCCUGCUAUCAGCAUCACAGGGCCCAUGCCCAUGUUAGAACCUGCUCUGCCUGGCAUCAGUGUCUUGGCUUUGACUUCAGGUCAAGGUGAAAGGGCUCCUCCAGUUGUGAGUCAUCCUUGCAGCUGUGAACUCCCUUUCUUUUUCUAGAAAGUAUCAGGAGCACAGACGCUGAGGUACACCCAGACCUGGUGCCUCAGCAUCCUUCCCAUUGAUAAGCUGGACAGGGCCUUCCAGGAAAGGUCCACACUGGGCAGAUUCACAUGCUUGUUUUUGUCACUGCUUGCUGUCCUGUGGAAGUCAGGUGCCCAAGGGAGCACACCUGCUCUUGUGGGUUUUGCGCUGGAGUAUGUGGUGAAAUCUGAGACCCCUGCUGCCCAUCUGUGGUGGAGGGAAACAGUCCUGCAUGUUAUGGGGUGGGCUUGUGUCUUUGCCUACAAAUACAUAGCUCCAUAAUCAUUCUAAAUUAUUCUGUGCAGUUGUUAUUUCCCUGUUCUCAUAUUUCUGAUUUUAUACAUGCACUGGUAGCUUUUGUAUACUAAGAACAUUAUUUUUAAGGAAGUGCUGAUUUUAAGGAAAUAUCUAUCCCCUGGAGAGAUCUGGGCUUGAAUCAGGAAUUUGUCCUACAGAUGUCACCCUUGAUCUUGGGAUACUACCAGGGCUUUGUUCUUGGGAUCCUUCAGCCUGGAAACAGUAACAAUAGGGGGAAAGAUAACAAGUGAAAGGUUUGUUAUGAGGGAAGGGGACAGUAGAGGAAGUGUUUCUGGGAAUGUGAAGCUGCCUCCUCCCACUCUUGGGAGCCUGUGCUCAGAAUGGGUUUUGGUUCUUACAGGAUGGAUGCUCAGUAUGCCUAAUAAAGUAG